Carlito syrichta (Philippine tarsier) is the source of this 1231-nucleotide messenger RNA. It is a transcript of the gene SPI1, whose product is annotated as Spi-1 proto-oncogene. NCBI's taxonomy places the organism in Eukaryota, Metazoa, Chordata, Mammalia, Primates, Tarsiidae. Gene Ontology annotation, molecular function: DNA-binding transcription factor activity, RNA polymerase II-specific; sequence-specific DNA binding. Gene Ontology annotation, cellular component: nucleus. The record is from RefSeq and is a predicted model, not a curated record. Gene Ontology annotation, biological process: regulation of transcription by RNA polymerase II; cell differentiation. The transcript has 5 exons.
AGGAACUUGCGCUGGCCUUGCAAUGUCAAGGGAGGGGGCUCACCCAGGGCUCCUGUAGCUCAGGGGGCAGGCCUGAGCCCUGCGCCCGCCCCGAGACCGUCCAGCCCCCGACGGGGCGCCCGUCCUGAGGGGCACCGCACUGGCCCCCACCGAGGCAGGGGAUCUGACCGGCUCGGAGCUUGGCUGGAUGUUACAGGCGUGCAAAAUGGAAGGGUUUCCCCUCGUCCCCCCUCCAUCGGAAGACCUGGUUUCCUACGAGACCGACCUGUACCAACGCCAGACACACGAGUAUUACCCCUAUCUCAGCAGCGAUGGGGAAAGCCACAGCGACCAUUACUGGGACUUCCAUCCCCACCACGUGCACAGCGAGUUCGAGAGCUUCGCCGAGAAUCACUUCACGGAGCUGCAAAGCGUGCAGCCCCCCCAGCUGCAGCAGCUUUACCGCCACAUGGAACUGGAGCAGAUGCAUGUCCUCGACACCCCCAUGGCGCCGCCCCACGCCGGCCUCGGCCACCAGGUGCGUGCCAGCGCCGGCCCCCUCCUCCGGGAGCCCGCCAGGCCUGCGGUGGGGCCCGGGAGCUUCACAGGAAGCUGACACAGGCUCUUACCCAACCCGGCUUCCUGCCCCCACAGCACCAACGGCGGCCGGAGCCCCAACGGCUGCCGCCUGACCCCCCGACUGACCUCCAAGAAGAAGAUCCGCCUGUACCAGUUCCUGCUGGACCUGCUGCGCAGCGGCGACAUGAAGGACAGCAUCUGGUGGGUGGACAAGGACAAGGGCACGUUCCAGUUCUCGUCCAAGCACAAGGAGGCCCUGGCGCACCGCUGGGGCAUCCAGAAGGGCAACCGCAAGAAGAUGACCUACCAGAAGAUGGCGCGCGCGCUGCGCAACUACGGCAAGACGGGCGAGGUGAAGAAGGUCAAGAAGAAGCUCACCUACCAGUUCAGCGGCGAGGUGCUGGGCCCUGACCCCAGCCCAGCCUCCCGGCUCGGAGCUGACCCUGGCCUCCUCCCCACCUUCCAGGUCUCCUACCUGCCCCGGAUGUGCCUCCCGUACCCGUCCCUGUCCCCGGCCCAGCCCAGCUCGGAUGAGGAGGAGGGCGAGCGACAGAGCCCCCCGCUGGAGGUGUCUGACGGCGAGGCUGACGGCCUGGAGCCCGGGCCUGGGCUCCUGCCCGGGGAGACAGGUGGGGCGUCCAGCCCUCCCCCUGGCCCCGCCCGGCACGGCUGA